GCGGCCGCCAUUUUGUACGAGCCGCCGGCGGGGCAGCGCAGGCUUGGGAGCCGCGGGGAACGAGCUGGGCUCUUCCCUGCGCCGCCAUGCCUUCUUCGCCGCUCCGUGUGGCCGUGGUGUGCUCGAGCAACCAGAACCGCAGCAUGGAGGCACACAAUAUCCUCAGCAAACGAGGAUUCAGCGUCCGAUCCUUUGGAACAGGAACUCACGUGAAACUGCCAGGACCAGCACCAGACAAACCAAAUGUUUAUGAUUUCAAAACAACAUAUGAUCAGAUGUACAAUGAUCUGCUUAGGAAAGACAAAGAACUAUACACACAGAAUGGGAUUUUACAUAUGUUGGACAGAAAUAAGAGAAUCAAGCCACGACCGGAGAGGUUCCAGAACUGCAAAGACGUUUUUGAUUUGAUCCUAACGUGUGAAGAAAGAGUCUAUGAUCAAGUAGUAGAAGACUUAAAUUCCAGAGAGCAAGAGACAUGUCAGCCAGUGCAUGUGAUCAAUGUGGACAUUCAGGAUAACCAUGAGGAGGCAACGCUGGGUGCCUUCCUUAUCUGUGAGCUCUGCCAGUGUAUACAGCACACAGAAGACAUGGAAAAUGAAAUAGAUGAGCUGUUACAGGAAUUUGAAGAGAAAAGUGGAAGGACUUUUCUUCAUACUGUCUGCUUUUAUUAAAGCACAUCUGUCUCCUAGGCCUUAAUACAGAUGAGAGAAGCAUGUGUUUAAAGUUCUGAUUAUACUGUAUUUUCCUGGAAAAUGAAUAUUGAUUUGUUUUGUUUUGUUCAAGACUCCUCUUCAGUGGUUGUUUUGGUUUCAGGUAUUCUGUCACAGGCAGGCAGAGAUACCAGUUGAAUUGUACAUAUGCAAAGUAUGCACAAAGGCCACCUAUUUAAAAAUGAAAAUCAAGAUUUCCUUUAAAUCCUACUUCAAUUGUUACGAGUAGGCUUUUAAUUAUAAAGAGAGUAUUUCUUGAAUAUAAGUUUAUAAUGUAUUUUUCCAGCUUAAAAGUUUAUUUUAUUUCAGUUGUGCUUUCUUUUUUUUUUUAUUAUUUUAAUGUGACAGAAUGGCUGAACUAUGUGAAGAUAUGAAUGGAGCGAUGACAAAUGAGUUAUCUGUAUAUUAUUAGAUAUAAGAUUGGAAGCAUCCAAUAAAAAUGAAAAACCUGCAAGUCUGUCUGUUUCUGAAAUAGAAGCCAGGCAAGCUGUGAGUGCUCUGCAAGGUCUGGACGGGAGCUGGAAGAGCUGCUCUGGCCCUGGCUUGGAGGCACUGGUGUUUGGGCACAUUCCCUUGGUGGUUGAUCCUGUGUUGAACCCAACCCAACUGCUUUCUCCACGUGAAUUUGGGCACCUCCACUAAAUCUUUUUCGGGUCUUCAUUGCUUUUGAAUGACUGUAUGUGAGACUGAAAUAUAAGGGUGGAACUGUAGCUGUCAGGGCCCAACUGUAUAUAUGUCUUCUAUAAGGAGGAAGGGGAGAAACUGCAAACUCCGCUGUUAAUAGAAAUGGUUUGAAGCUUUGUUAACUGAAAUGUCUUUGAAUGGAAAUAUUCUCUGCACAUACAGCAAUAAUAAACGUGUUUGUCACAGCCUGCAAUCCA
Molecule: messenger RNA, 1591 nt
Organism: Tympanuchus pallidicinctus (lesser prairie-chicken)
Lineage: Eukaryota; Metazoa; Chordata; Aves; Galliformes; Phasianidae
Gene: SSU72
Product: SSU72 homolog, RNA polymerase II CTD phosphatase
Exons: 5
Coding region: 87-671 (194 amino acids)
Biological process (GO): termination of RNA polymerase II transcription
Cellular component (GO): mRNA cleavage and polyadenylation specificity factor complex; nucleus
Molecular function (GO): RNA polymerase II CTD heptapeptide repeat phosphatase activity
Source: RefSeq, a predicted model, not a curated record